Molecule: messenger RNA, 419 nt
Organism: Panthera uncia (snow leopard)
Lineage: Eukaryota; Metazoa; Chordata; Mammalia; Carnivora; Felidae
Gene: HRK
Product: harakiri, BCL2 interacting protein
Exons: 2
Coding region: 1-276 (91 amino acids)
Biological process (GO): positive regulation of apoptotic process
Cellular component (GO): mitochondrion
Source: RefSeq, a predicted model, not a curated record
AUGUGCCCGUGCCCCCUGCACCGCGGCCGCGGCCCCCCGGCCGUGUGCGCCUGCAGCGCGGGCCGCCUGGGUCUGCGCUCGUCCGCCGCGCAGCUCACGGCCGCUCGGCUCAAGGCGCUCGGCGACGAGCUGCACCAGCGCACCAUGUGGCGGCGCCGCGCGCGGAGCCGGAGGGCGCCGGCGCCCGGCGCUCUCCCCACCUACUGGCCCUGGCUGUGCGCGGCCGCGCAGGUGGCGGCGCUGGCGGCCUGGCUGCUCGGCAGGCGGAACUUGUAGGAACGCGGGGCUUCUUGGUGGGGCCGGAGCCGAGACCCAGCCGGAGAGAGCAACAGGUUGGUGAAAACCCUGUGUCCUUGGAGAAAGCUGGUUCCCAUUUUCCUGAGGGGGAGCCCAGAGCUUGAAAGGCCGCAGUUGGCGCU